Molecule: messenger RNA, 1380 nt
Organism: Paramecium octaurelia
Lineage: Eukaryota; Ciliophora; Oligohymenophorea; Peniculida; Parameciidae
Source: the annotation of a GenBank genome assembly
AUGGACAAUGAAUUAAUAGAUAUACCAAUUGAUUAUGAUGAACCAAAAUUAGACUCACAGGAAUCCUACCUGACAUAAUCGGAAUAGGUGUCUUAAAUACUUUACCCGCCUCUCCCAAUACUCAAAGCUGAAUCUUCUGAGAAAUCAAAUAUUCAUAAAAUCAGCUUCCACCUUACAGAAAAAGUUCAGUAGAGUUACACAUAAUAUUACGAAAAUAUUUCCUAUUAGCUUUGGAGUUAAGUGGAAGAAGAACCUGCUCAUACAGUACUAAGAAAAUACACACAUUUCGAAUGGUUGAAUGCAGCAUUAAAGAGAGAGUUCCCAGGACUAUUAAUUCCAGCCAUCCCACCAAAAUCAGUUUUAGCUAAAAUUAAUCUAACUGAGCAUACUUAGUUAGUGAGAGAGAAACGAUAUAGAGUAAUUUAUUUAUAUAAAAUGUUAGCAAUUGGCAGAAUUUUUAAAUAAAAUCAAAGAUCACCCUCAAUUGUAAGUUAGUAGUAAAUUUCAAGUAUUUCUAACAGCAUCUUAAGAAGUAUAAAUAAUUAAUAGAUUUACAGGCCAUGCAAUAAGAACUCUUGGAAUUGUCAUAGUAUCAAACCUAUGUUCAUCAGAUAGGAUCAGCCAUUGCAAAUGCUGGAUCAAAGGCUUAUGAUCUUGCCAAAGGAUCUUUUAAUUAUUUAAGCAGUUUCAUUUACAAUAGUUAAUUGAAUUCCCAAAAAUAAAUGCAAUACCCUGAAUUAGAGAUUCCCCAUGAAAUCAAGGAAUGCUUUGAAAGUUGGGAGGAUGUAUUGAAAAAUCUUAUUAUUUAGUUAUUGAUCGAAGAAUAAUAGAAAGUUAAAAGAAUCUUUGAAUACUAUUAAAAUAUUGUUAACAUUAAAUUAGAACAAAAUGACGAAACUAAAAAAGUAAUAAGUUCAAUGAAGGAACUCGAACUCCCUUAAUUGGAAAAGGACAUCAAAAAGACUGAAGUUAGUUGUUACCUCAAUGAGAACAUUUUAAAUGAGAUUAAGUUAAGUGUAAUAUUCAAAUUAGAGGUACAUGAAUCCUGUUAAUUAGCUCUGUAUAUUGGAUUUAGAUGAAGCUGUCGGAUUAAUUAGAAGCCGAUCUGAUUUGGUUUAUUAGAUUCAAUAAUAAAUCAAAAUGCACAAUCAAAUUGAAUCUUUUAAUGGUAUAUUUGAAUUAUUUACUCAAGAAAAAAUCUCAUAUAAGGAGUAAAUUAGAGAGAAUCAAAAAGUACUCAAAAUCUUAGAAUCGAACUUUUAGAAAGAUAUUACGAGAUUUGCUAAUUGGGUUAACAACUAUCUCUAAUCAUUAAUUAAGAGUUAUAAUGAAUAGUUUUAAAAAUUGUAUAAAGAAUAAAACAAAAAUUGGAAUGAAUGA